AUGGCACACUCGCCGGCAUCAACGCAAUCAGACACUCUGCCUACGCCCCGAAUCCUCAUCACAAACCUCAUCAACUCCCUCACCUCGGCACCCUUACCACCGCCAGCGAAUGCCGGCACCAACAGCAACGGUGCCAGCAUCACCGCAGGCGACGCACCAAACCCCCUCAAAACCCUCCCGCAAUCCCACCGCCCGCUCCUGGUAACCCUCCACGUCCUCUUCCCCUCCCUCGUCCUCCCGGCCCUAGACCUCCUAGACCGGAACCUCGUCACGCGCGUGGUUCCGGAAACCUCAACUACCACCACCGCCGCAUCCGCCGGCCACGGCCAAGGUCACGGCAGCCGGGAAGGGAACCCCACCAACCCCGCACCCGCCCGCCAACAUCAACCCAGCAAUGCCGCAUCCGACACCAAUCGCGAAGCGGUCGCCGAUGGACAGGGGUCUUCACCACCACCUCGCCUUCACCCUGAACCCGCAGCAGCAAAGCAACCUCAAGCAACCGCCGCAUUCCACCUCGUCCGCUCCGUAGCCUCAACAAUGACCCGCAGACACCACGCCGUCGCGACCUCGGCCUCGGCGUCGACCACGUACCUCGUCCAGCUCGACGCCUGGAACUGCUCCUGCGCCAGCUUUGCGUACGAGGCGUUUCCGGCAGUUGGCGGUGGUGCUGGUGCAGAGCAUGGAGGAGGAGGGGGAGGAGGAGCAGAAUCGGACCUGGUCAUCAUGGCCGUAGAUGAAGCCGACGACUCCAACUCCGAUGACGACGAUGGUAGUAACCCGGCUUGUGAGGUGAGUGACUGGCAGUUUGGAGGCCUGAGUUUAGACGGUGUGGGUGAUGGCGGGGUACCCUGCUGCAAACACCUGCUCGCCUGUCUCCUCUCCGAGCAAUGGGGGGAUACGUUGGGGAAAUAUGUCACUGAGAGGAGAGUGAGUAGGGAGGAGAUGGCGGGGUUAGUUGCGGAUGUGUAG
This is a messenger RNA of Colletotrichum phormii, 969 nucleotides long. RefSeq lists its product as uncharacterized. The record is from RefSeq and is a predicted model, not a curated record. The transcript has a single exon. Lineage: Eukaryota; Fungi; Ascomycota; Sordariomycetes; Glomerellales; Glomerellaceae. The coding region runs from base 1 to 969 and encodes 322 amino acids.